This is a messenger RNA of Fulvia fulva, 648 nucleotides long. RefSeq lists its product as uncharacterized. The transcript has 2 exons. The coding region runs from base 1 to 648 and encodes 215 amino acids. Lineage: Eukaryota; Fungi; Ascomycota; Dothideomycetes; Mycosphaerellales; Mycosphaerellaceae. The record is from RefSeq and is a predicted model, not a curated record.
AUGACCGAAGCACACGAAAACCCCGACUGCCAAGGCUACACAUCUACCAUCUACAAACUCCCCAGCUCCAGCUUCCCUCCCACAAUCUGCAAAUCGUUCAACGAAGACUGUGUAGCCGAGCACUUUCCCACCGAACUCGAAGCCUACAAACGCUUCGAACAAGCAGCCAAUGGCCCUCCAAGCAGUAUCCUCAAAUUCCACGGUCUGCACUCCACAAUCCCCCAUGGCCUCAUCCUAAGCUACGCCGGAAAUGGCGCCAUGUGGGACUACCGCUGGGGCGAAGCGUCCAGUCGCACGGCUAAGCCAAGUGUGGGUGACUGGGCCGGCGCAUCCAUUGAUGGUGGAGAGUCGCAUUCGAGUUAUCGGUUGCGGUAUAGGUUGCGUGAUGAAGAUGGGGUGGAUCUGGCGAGGAAGGAGGGGGUUACGGUGAGGAGUGGGGUGUUUGCGUUGGGGAGUGUGGUGUAUUUCAUGGUGAUGGGGGAGGAAGUUUGGGUUGAGUUGGAGGAGCCGGAGGGGGAUAAGGAAGUUGUGAGGAUGAUUGCGGCACAGGAGUGGCCUGAUGUGGAAGGGGUGGUGAGGGGGGAUGUGGUGAGGGGGUGUUGGGAGGGACGGUAUAGGAGUACGGAGGAGGUGGGGAGGGCUGUUUGA